Molecule: messenger RNA, 753 nt
Organism: Prunus armeniaca (apricot)
Lineage: Eukaryota; Viridiplantae; Streptophyta; Magnoliopsida; Rosales; Rosaceae
Source: the annotation of a GenBank genome assembly
AUGGCGAGGAAGAGCUCCAAAGUUCAAGCUCUCUACGAACUCUGUCAAAACAUGUUCACGCCGUCGGGGUCUCCUCCCCCUUCUUCUGCAGCAAUCAACAAGCUUUGUUCUGUUCUGGACACAAUGUCUCCAACUGAUGUUGGUCUUAAAGAGGAAAAUCUGGAUGACGAUCGAGGCCAUGGAUUUUUUGGACUUGAACAACUAAAUAGAGUUGCUCGAUGGGCUCAACCAAUAACAUACUUCGAUAUAUAUGAAUGUGAUAGUUUUACGAUGUGUAUAUUCUGUUUUCCUACCUCCUCGGUCAUUCCACUUCAUGACCAUCCUGGGAUGACUGUUUUUAGCAAAGUUCUCUAUGGCUCUUUGCAUGUGAGAGCUUAUGAUUGGGUCGAGCCUGCCCAGGAAAGCAACGGACCAAAUUACUUUCCAGUGAGAUUGGCAAAGCUGGCAGUUGACAAGGUUUUAACAGCGCCAUGUGGGACAUCAGUUUUGUAUCCAAGGAAUGGGGGGAAUCUGCAUUAUUUUACUGCAGUCACUCCUUGUGCUGUCCUUGACAUUCUCACUCCCCCUUACAGAGAAGAUGCAGGCAGAAAAUGUACCUACUACCGUGAUUACCCGUAUACUGCCUUUGCUACUGGUAACGGAAUUAAGAUAGAGGAUGGUAAAGAAGAGGAGUAUGCAUGGCUUGCUGAGACAGAACCAGAUAAUCUCUAUAUGCGCCCAGGAAAUUACACAGGCCCGACUAUUCAAGUUUAA